Messenger RNA from Cryptococcus wingfieldii CBS 7118, 882 nucleotides. RefSeq lists its product as hypothetical. Bases 1 to 882 code for a protein of 293 amino acids. The transcript is spliced from 5 exons. Lineage: Eukaryota; Fungi; Basidiomycota; Tremellomycetes; Tremellales; Cryptococcaceae. The record is from RefSeq and is a predicted model, not a curated record.
AUGAUUCUAGGGUGGUCUACAGGCGAGAGCGCAGAACGAUAUCAAAAACGAGGCGGUUCGGGUUACGGUAUCACUACCACAGCUUCCUUCCCAACUUCUUACGGUGCAGGUCCCCCAUCGAGCACCGCCGGGUCCACAGGAGGUUUCAUCGGUCUGAUAUCGGGCAUUGCCGCCUUUGUCAUUAUUGCGACCCUGGCAGGACUCUAUCUCCGCAACCGCUACAAAAAACGUCUUCCCAAGCAAGCUUCCCACCCCGCCUCUCGAACCAACCCCACUCUCCCAUCCCUCUCCAUAUCCCGUCCCUCCACCGACCCGUACGCCGUCGGCCCCUCCGCCUCGCAGAUGAACGACACACCCAUAGCUACAUCUGGCUCUUCCUUUGCUCGGCCUAUGUACAGUCGACAAAAAAGUUCCGAGUGGGAUCUGCCGCUGAAUUCGGCAGCUUCGAGUGGAGGAGGAACGCCGAGGAAAGAGGGUUAUGGCGAUUUGGGCGUGGACAUGCCGGAAGAGCCUGGGGAGGCUGCUUGGCCGCUUAGGAAUGUUCAGCGAAGACCUAGCUUCUCGCCGCACAAAGGCAGCUUUUCGAGUGCGGGUUCGGGGGAUGACUAUGUGGGCAAAGGCAAGGGCAAGGGCAAGCUCUACGACCCUCCGCCUGCAGCCGGAAGCUUUCAUAAUCCAUUUGACUCGCCUUUCGAUGAAGCUCCCCCUGCCCACUCGAAAGUGGUGGAGGAUGAUACGAGUACGCUCGGAGGACGGUCGCCGUUGUUGAGACCCGAGUCAGCGGGAGAGUAUGGGGAGGAACUGGAGCUGGAAGAACAAACGCCGAGGGUCAGAGAUCUGGAGUCUGGGCGGCUGGAACCGUCAGGGCAGACGAGACUGUAG